Messenger RNA from Bathycoccus prasinos, 1434 nucleotides. RefSeq lists its product with no specific name. The record is from RefSeq and is a predicted model, not a curated record. The coding region runs from base 1 to 1434 and encodes 477 amino acids. Gene Ontology annotation, molecular function: protein binding. Lineage: Eukaryota; Viridiplantae; Chlorophyta; Mamiellophyceae; Mamiellales; Bathycoccaceae. The transcript has a single exon.
AUGAUUAAGAACAAAAACGCGGAAGAAGAGUCGAAGAAACCGCCACCGCCGGACCCGUCCGUGUUUCGUGGCCAAAGUGGCACCGAUUGUCAGUGCUCCUCCGUCGUCGAAUGUGGAGAGAACGAUCGGUUUUUGCUGUUGACCGCAGACGGCGACGGACGAGUGAAACUUUGGAACGGGGAAACGAAAAGGAACGUGUGGACGGUCGGUGAUGACGACGACGAUGACGACGACGACGAGAACACCACGCGCGACCCCAAAAGGAAAGUUUCCUCGUCGAUUUUAGCGAUCGAAAUUGUCGAAGACUGUAAAGAGUCAGACAGAUGUACGUUUCUCACGCACGAAAGAGACGGCACGGUUUGCUUGUGGGUUUCCUCACCUGAAGAGAACGAAGAGAAAGACGAAGAUAUUUUCCCGCCGAAACGGUGGCGACGGAAACCGAUGCUGAAACAAGUGUUAGAAACAGAGAGCGAGUGUCACACGUUUUGUCCAAUGUCGAACGUGAUAACAACGGUGUCGUCGUUAGAAGAGGAAAUAAAACGUGGAGUAGUAGUAGCUCGACCGGCGAGCGAACGAGGCGCCGUGGAGCUCGUAUCGGUCGAUUUGGAAGGAGGAAGGAUGACGUCGAAACCGAUACUGUUGGAGAAGAGGGAAAAGGUGACGACGGGAGAAGGGAGCGAAGAAGGAGAAGAGGAAGAGGAAGAGGACAACGAAAAGUACGGGAGCGUGUCUGCGUUGAAGUUUCUCUCCAGACGAACUUUAAUGAUUGGAUACGAAAGCGGACACGUGACUGUCGUGAGAACAGACGAGGGAGACUUCCUCGACGCCGGCUCAUCGAACUCAAAUGUUCAUCUACCAAACAACACCGAACGAUGUUUUAAAGAUAUGGUCACGUGCAUAGACAGUUACGUACAGAGGAAGAACGAUGAAGAAGAUGAGAACAUAGAUUGCAAGGAUAGAAUGCACGUAGUCGCCAUCGGGUGCGCGGACGGCUCCGUCACCCUCUAUAUGGGAAUCGAACUCUUCAGGUCUGUGAUCGCGAACUUUUCACUUCUGUCUGUCUCAGAAGGUGUCUACGAAGAAAUUUUCGCUCUAAAAAAAGACUCCACGAAAGGUCCGUAUCACUCCCCGGACGAAUCCACCCAAGGCGUCGCCUCUCUCUCCUUCCGCGCCGACCGCAAACUCCUCGCCGUCGGGUACUGGGACGGGAAAACCCGCAUCUUCUCCCACCGAAAAUGCUGGGACUCCGGACCCGCACACCGUAUAGGGCCCAUUCUCGCGUGUUUAAAAACGGAAAAGUUGGUCCGAACCGACCGACUCCCCGGCGUCGCUUCGGUCCAGUUUCGCAAAAAAGGCGGAAAAGAGUUACUCGUGUGCACUCGACAAGACGGGUGCUGUCGCGUGUGGCCGAUAUUUCCUCCGAGCGGCGGGUGA